AAUGAUUAUGUGCUCGGCCCAGCUUGUAAUUCAUCGCAUCAAUACUCAAAAAUUAGUGUUUUACGCCAAUUUCCACUAAAUCGUCAACUUUUUACUAAACAGGUUAAAAAAUUUAUAGUAUCCAUUCGAAAUGAUUGGAGGACUUGGGAAGAUGAGGCUGAACAGGAAAUUCUUUAUGCUUAUGGAGAGAAUAAUAUGAUUUUUAUGAUGCUUUUUGCAGGACACGUAUUAGCGAUAUUGGUGGUAUUUGUGGGAGUGCCAUUUAGUCCAAUAAUCUUGGACUUUUUAGUUCCCUUAAAUGAAUCUCGUCCAAAGCAGUUUGUGUAUCCAGUGACUUUUUGGUUUGACACGGAAAAAUAUUUUCAUUUUACUCUAAUUCAUGGUUGUAUAACAGGCACAAUUAUUGUUAUAUUUCUCGAGAGUUCCGAGGCAAUGUAUGCCGUUUUUACCCAUCAUGCUUGUGCCCUAUUUGCAAUUAUUAGCUACAGAUUCAAAAAUGCACUAAAUUUUAUCGAGAACAAAAAAUUUAGAGACGAAAAAGAAGCUGAAAUUGAACUAUACGAAAUUAUGUCUUUAACAGUCAAAUUGCAUUCUUCGUACAUUGACUUUGCAAAUGCAUUAGAGGACUUUUUCUCUCCCAUUAUGUUUAUUUCGGUAGGAUUUUAUACACUGUCCGCAAGUUCCAUAGGUUUUCAGGCGUUAAUAUCCCUUGGACAAUUGGAUAAAACCAUUCGAUUUAGUUUUUCCGCCAUUGGAAUAAUGUUUCAUCUUUUUAUUCUCACCUUACCAGGUCAAAAAUUGCUCGAUUGCAGUUACGAUGUUGUACAAAAUGCAUAUGACUCUUCCUGGUAUCAAAUGCCAAUUAGAGUGAAAAAAUUAUUAUUAAUGAUAACAAUGAGAGGACAUGUGCCUUGUAAAGUGACAGCUGGCAAGAUUUAUGUAGUGAAUAUGAUUACUUUCUCUGCUUUGUUGAGGACAGCCGUCUCUUAUUUGACUAUGUUCAUAUCAAUACGUUCAUGAUCUACAGUUCAAAGAAAAAAUAAAAGAAAUUGUAGAAAACGUUUUUAUUAUACGGCCUGCCUCCACAAAGUGUCAUGAGUUUUAAUACUUACUUUUGCCAAAAUUAUGCAAACAGACUCACAAUCGGAUAUUUUUGAAAGCUCC
Molecule: messenger RNA, 1164 nt
Organism: Leptopilina heterotoma
Lineage: Eukaryota; Metazoa; Arthropoda; Insecta; Hymenoptera; Figitidae
Product: odorant receptor 13a-like
Exons: 9
Biological process (GO): detection of chemical stimulus involved in sensory perception of smell; sensory perception of smell
Cellular component (GO): plasma membrane
Molecular function (GO): odorant binding; olfactory receptor activity
Source: RefSeq, a predicted model, not a curated record